AUGGGAGUGACUUACUACGGAGGAGAAAAUGUGGACGAUCUUGUGCCCCGCUCGUUGCCGCAAAUUCACAAGAACAAGAUCUACCACUCCAAACAUAGCCAGCAAGUGAAGGAAGAAAGAUCGCGAGGAAAGCACGAUUUGAGAACGAUGGGUCACCUAAAGACGCCUUUGAACCCACCCAAAGAUUUUCUUAAGAGUCGGGAUCGCACUAGAACGCCAAAACCGAAAACUCCAACCUUCAAAUACUCGGAUGAACGAAAACCGCCCGUUCCAAGAGCAACAGUUCAGCACACACCAUCGCAGAAUGAUAAGAACUUUAUCAAAGAGAAUGCUAUAAGCACUAUAAGAUCAACGGCAAAGCGACCUAUUCCGAAGUUUGUAGACAGCCCUGGUGGACAUUCGCAAGAGCUGAUGCCAUCUGGAAUGUACCCUAAGUACUCGCAGAAGGAUGAUUACGGCAGAACUCCAGAGUACAUCAAUCGGCGAAAGAAAGAAAUGGCCGAGGCGCAGAAAGAGUACGACGCAUACGUUCAGGAACGCUUGGAGAGUGGGAUGAUGAAGAGAGUUCCCGACGCGGAGCGAACUAGAAUUCUCGAGGGACUCAAGACCAACUGGAAUCUCCUCCACCAUCAGUAUCAAGGACUCAGCGUUAUCACUGACACGAUCCCAAAACGAAACCGCAAGGAGAUGCUUGAGCGCGAGAUGGACAUUUUAGACAAAGACAUCAAGCAGAUUGAAGCUCAUCCGAUCCUAUAUAUUUCCUAA
Messenger RNA from Oikopleura dioica, 765 nucleotides. Lineage: Eukaryota; Metazoa; Chordata; Appendicularia; Copelata; Oikopleuridae. The record is from the annotation of a GenBank genome assembly.